GAACGAGCUUGACGAGGACACGGUGCCAGAAAUCCAGCGCACCAAUAUGGGGAACGUGGUGCUUAUGCUCAUGUCGCUGGGCAUCAACAACAUUCUGCAGUUCGAUUUCAUGGACAAGCCCCCAACAGAAGCCAUCAUGCAGGCACUUCAGCAGCUUUACGCAUUGGCUGCGAUCAACGAGCGAGGCGAGCUGACCAAGUUGGGACGUCGUAUGGCCGAGUUCCCUCUGGAGCCCAUGCAUUCAAAGGCCUUGCUGGCGAGUGAGAAAUACAAAUGCGUCGACGACGUGAUCACGAUCCUGGCGAUGCUAACGGUGGGAAACUCAAUCUUUUACCGACCAAAGGACCGUGCCGUUCACGCUGACAAUGCUCGCUUCAACUUUGCCCGCGGGGGAGGAGGGGAUCAUCUGGCCUUACUGCGGUGUUACCAGCAAUGGGAAGAGAGCAACUUCUCCACGCAGUGGUGCUACGAGAAUUUUGUCCAAAUUCGCUCCAUGAAGAAGGCGCGCGACAUCCGAGAGCAGCUGACGGGCCUGUGCGAGCGUGUCGAGAUUGAAUCGGUGUCCUCUGUAGAUAUCGACGAUAUACGGAAGGCCAUCACGGCGGGUUUCUUCUUCAAUUGCGCCUCGCUCACGCGCUCUCAGGACUAUCAAACCUUAAAGCACGCCCACACUGUGUACAUCCACCCAUCCUCAGUGCUGGCCAAGGACCAAAGAGAAGGCGUCCUACAUUCUCAUCUGGUCUAUCACGAGCUGGCCUUCACGUCAAAAGAGUACAUGCGCUCUAUCACUCCGAUUCAGCCUCAAUGGCUCUUGGAAGUGGCGCAGCAUUAUUACGACGCCGCCUCAAUUCAAGACCUCUCCCAGAAGAAGAAGGUGCCCAAGGCGGUAGGGAAAGCUCCGGAGACCAACCGAUAAUCUACAGAUUCGAAAGUAGGAAGAAGUCACACAUGGGGGUGAAGGGAGCACAUAUUCUGUAUAGAUGCAUUAUGAGCUUUGUUUACCUUAGCAAAGAGCUUAGUUGAUGGGCUUAAAACAAAUGGCUUUUUAAGAUGAAUAUAUCGAAAGUACUUUUUUGACUUCAGGUAAAAUACAAGACGGAUUCUAAUUGUCUGAUGUUCCCCUUUUUCUAAAUGUAUACGCACUCCUUUUCCCUGCGACUUUGACACUGUCUGUUAAAGCAAUGCAAGCAAACUUGUUCGCAAGCCUGUGAUCAAUGUUAGUGG
Nannochloropsis gaditana CCMP526 is the source of this 1224-nucleotide messenger RNA. RefSeq names its product pre-mrna-splicing factor atp-dependent rna helicase dhx16. The record is from RefSeq and is a predicted model, not a curated record. The annotation marks the transcript as partial. The transcript has a single exon. Gene Ontology annotation, molecular function: RNA binding. Gene Ontology annotation, cellular component: intracellular anatomical structure; catalytic step 2 spliceosome.